CACCAGAACCGGUGUUUUGUUUUUAAGUUUAUGUAAAUAACUCUUAUUUUCUAUAUUAAUACAACUUUAAGAGCCAUGUUAAUACGAAGAAUCAAGUGCCUGGGAUACUUGGGCAUACGUCACAGCAGUUCGCACUACGUGACAACGCCUAUUUUUUACGUAAAUGCUGCCCCACACAUAGGCCACCUGUACUCGGCGGUGAUAGCCGAUGCCCACUGUCGCUACCAGCGUUUGAGACAACCAGAGAGCCAGGUGCGUCUCUGCACGGGAACCGACGAGCACGGCACCAAGAUCCAGCAGGCGGCGCAGGUUCAUGGAAUACCAGUGGCCACAUACUGCGACCAGAUAUCGGAACGGUAUCGGGAGGUCUUCCGGAGUGCCAACAUCCAGACGGAUGACUUUAUACGCACCACAGAGCAGCGACACAAGCGGGCGGUGGCCCAUUUCUGGCGCACCUUAAACUCCCGUGGACACAUCUACUCGGCGGCCUACAGCGGCUGGUACUGCGUCUCCGACGAGACCUUCCUCACCGACUCCCAACUGCGCUUGGAUGAGGCCUCCGGCACGCGGUACUCCCUGGAAUCGGGCCACCCCGUCGAGUGGACCGAGGAGACCAACUACAUGUUUCGUUUGUCGCAAUUCCAGGAUGAUGUGCGUCACUGGGUCAAGGAGGAGGCACGCAUACGCCCGGCAAAGUUCGAGAAGAUCCUGCUGGACACUCUCAGUGAACCGCUGCCGGAUGUGUCGGUUUCAAGGCCCUCGAAUCGUGUUCACUGGGCCAUUCCAGUGCCCGAUGACGAUACACAGACGGUGUACGUGUGGCUGGAUGCCUUGGUUAACUACCUGAGCUCCCUGGGCUAUCCGGAUGAGGGUUUCUCUGCUCAGUGGCCGCCCGCACAGCAGGUGAUUGGCAAGGAUAUCCUCAAGUUUCAUGGCAUUUACUGGCCGGCCUUCCUGCUAGCCGCAGAUUUGGAGCCACCGCAUCAACUGUAUGUGCACUCGCACUGGACGGUGGACGGUCAGAAGAUGUCAAAGAGCAGGCACAAUGUGGUAGACCCUGUCCAGGCAUCGCAGCAGUACACCAUGGAGGGAUUGAGAUACUUCCUACUACGCGAGGGCGUGGCCCACAGCGAUGGCAACUACAGCCAUGUCAAGGCCCAGCGCAUCCUCAACUCGGAGCUGGCGGAUACCCUGGGCAAUUUGCUAUCGCGAGCCUGUGCCAAGUCGUUGAAUCCCCGCCAAAUCUAUCCAUCAGUCCACGACGAGCACUUGGCGGAUCUGCUCCAAAGCCUGGAUUCUGCCAAACGACUGCAGGAGCAGCUGCUGCAGCUGUCAGAUCGCUGCGCCACGCACUAUGACUGCAAUCACUUCCACUUGGUGGCCGACACCGUUAUGGCGACUCUUCACGCGGCCAACAACUUCUUCGAGAGCUCCAAGCCGUGGCUGCUCAAGAGCGGGACGCCUGGUGGCGGAAAUGAGGCACGUUUGGAGACCAUAAUCGCCAUGACAAUGGACGCUUUGCGUCGCUGCGGCAUUGUGCUGCAGCCCAUAAUUCCCCAGCUGGCCCAGCGGCUGCUCGAUAAGCUCAGUGUUCCGGCCACACAGCGCCAUUGGGAUGCUCUGGAUUCUGGGAGUUUUGCCACCGCAACUGUGAAGAGUCCUCGCCAGUUGGAUGGCCAGACCAGUGCACUGCUGUUCCAGCGGAUUCUGGAGGAGAAGAAGGAGGUGGAGAAGCCACCACAGCAGGCAGCCAAGCGUAGUAAAUCGAAGAACAAGGAGAAGCGCCGCGAAACAAUGUCCUGAAGUAGCCGUCAUAAUAAACUAAUUCGAAA
Molecule: messenger RNA, 1832 nt
Organism: Drosophila kikkawai
Lineage: Eukaryota; Metazoa; Arthropoda; Insecta; Diptera; Drosophilidae
Gene: MetRS-m
Product: Methionyl-tRNA synthetase, mitochondrial
Biological process (GO): methionyl-tRNA aminoacylation
Molecular function (GO): ATP binding; methionine-tRNA ligase activity
Source: RefSeq, a predicted model, not a curated record